This is a messenger RNA of Boleophthalmus pectinirostris (great blue-spotted mudskipper), 2888 nucleotides long. It is a transcript of the gene mrm3a, whose product is annotated as mitochondrial rRNA methyltransferase 3a. The transcript is spliced from 4 exons. The record is from RefSeq and is a predicted model, not a curated record. Gene Ontology annotation, molecular function: RNA methyltransferase activity; RNA binding. The coding region runs from base 35 to 1408 and encodes 457 amino acids. Gene Ontology annotation, biological process: RNA processing. NCBI's taxonomy places the organism in Eukaryota, Metazoa, Chordata, Actinopteri, Gobiiformes, Gobiidae.
AACGUCGCACAGAACAACGACGUAGAAAACAGUGAUGGCAGCCUACAUGAGAAGCGUGUUUUGUCUACUUCCAUUUGAGAGUAAAGCUAUAUUAUUGGGAAAAAGAAGUAGUAGACCUAUUGCGGAAAGUAAACGGUAUGUGCGCGGACUGAGGAGGAAACCGGUCAACGUGUUAUUUCCAGAAGAUGACACGUCAAAGGUUAUCAAGCCAAAAUCUGUCCCCAGACAGCAGCAACCCGAGAAGAUGGAGAAACCAACCAAGGACAUUAGGGACAAUGCUGAAAGAAAGUUUGUCAAUGAGAGGAAAAGUGUUUAUACUGUCCCAAAAGAUGUUCAGAAGAGACCUAUCACACAAGAUGAGAUCGCAGGACUCCGUUUUGAGAGGGCUUUCUCCGGAGACAAGAGACUAUCGAGAGUGGUGAGUGUGGCUCGGUCUAGGACUUUUCGAGAGCAUCAGGGUAAGAUCCUGUUGGAGGGCAGGAGGCUGAUCAGUGAUGCCCUAAAUGCUGGGGCCAUCCCACAGAUGGUGUUCUUCAGUUCAAUGGAUCGCCUUUUGGAGCUCCCUGUGGUCAAGCUGAAACGGGCCACUCUGGUCAAAGUAAAGUUUGAAGAUAUAAAAAUCUGGUCUGAUCUAGUGGCACCACAAGGUGUAAUAGCCAUAUUUUCUCGCCCAGACCCCUCAAAAUUAAAAUAUAACAGUGAUUAUUCAAUACCCUUGUCUGUGAUAUGUGAUAAUAUUCGUGACCCUGGAAAUCUUGGGACGAUACUACGAUGUGCUGAUGCAGCAGGUUGUCAGAGUGUCCUCCUCACUAAAGGUUGUGUUGAUGCCUGGGAACCUAAAGUAUUACGUGCUGCAAUGGGUGCCCAUUUCCGCCUUCCCCUUUAUUCCAACGUGCACUGGGAUGAUAUUGAAAACCAUCUGCCCAAAUCUGUGACUGUCCAUGUGGCAGACAGUGGGAACAGUGGGAAUAGACGAAUGGAAAUCGCAGAGCCAAAACCUGAUGAACUGAAAACAUCUCAGAAAGCAGGAUAUUACGGCUGGGUCAGAGCACAGCCUAAUCACAAACAAGUGGACUAUGAGGACUAUGAUUCAGAUUCGGAUAAUGAAUAUGAACUGUCUCUUCCCACAGUGGAGACUAAACUGUACCAUGAGCCAUGGGCUCAAAGCACCACGGCUCUUGUGAUCGGAGGCGAAACACAUGGUCUCAGUGUAGAGUCGGUGCAACUUGCAGAAAAAACGUCUGGCCACAGACUUUUUAUUCCUGUAGUUCCUGAAGUAGACAGUUUAAAUUCUGCCAUGGCAGCCAGCAUCCUCCUGUUUGAGGGCAGAAAACAACUAAUGCAGCAACUUCACUCCAUAAAGUCAAAGUCUCAGAUCGUCAACAGGACAAAACAUGUGAUUAAAUAAUGGACAAGCAAAAAAAAAAAAACACACAGAGUAAACACAAUAUCCUUAGAUGCAUUUAUAAUAUUUAUAUUGAUUCUGCAGAUUCAAUGACCAAAAAAGUGUUCCGAUUUGUUGCCUGUGGUUUUGCCCUUUAUAGCCUGCAUCCAUAUGCAUUUUCAGGGGAGAAGCAUGUGUUGGCUGUUGUUUCUCAUAGUGAAAACAAACAUUGAAAGAAGUAAAUGAGUCACUGCAUUUUAUUAGUUUACAUAGAUUUGCCUUUACUUAUAGUACUAUUGUGCUUACCAGUGCAUUGAAAUAAAUGGUCAGGUCAAAGGGUAGAUACCAAAAGUAACAGAAUUAGAGGAUUAUAAAUACAUUCAACACCCUCUUUGCGUUUUGUGCCAAACAUGAUUCAAGAUUAUCACCACCAGAAAAGUCCCACUGACUAUGAACGUGAACCAUCAUUUCCACAUAAAUGCAAGUCUUACAUUCUAACUUGAACAUACAAAUACAAAAGGAUUGAAAGCUUCAGUCAUUGAUAUGUAAAAAGCAAGCACAUUGUGUUCUUAGGUGUUUAAAAUAGGACCCUGAUGCUGUACAGCUACAUCCAGCUGAGCUUUAGUGAAAUGUGUGACAAACAGGUAACAAAGUGAGCAUAGGUCCAUUUGGGAAUAUUGAGUUCUCCACAAUUCACAUACAUCUAUUAAGUGAAAAAAAUAUUUUCCUCAGGCAAAUCUCAAACAAAAUCUCCAUAUAUAUAUUACUGUGAAGGUUAUAGCCAAUGCAAGGCACCACAGGAGAAAAGGACUCCAUUUAAGAUAAUGUCUAAAAGUUAAAAUGUCAGUAAAAAAUAGGAUGUGUCCAACAGUCUGAUAACGGGGGAGAAACAAGGGAAAGAGCUUGAUGAUAUGAGUCCCAUGUUUCUGUAUUCUAGAUGGGCUCUGGUUUGAGUUUCUCAGCCAGGAAGUCAUUGACAAACUGCUCCACAAUAGCUGGUGUAAUCUCCUCAACGUCAAGCACGUACUUGGCCCGGGCCGACAUGUCCAGGAUGGUAAGCAGAGGAGCAGCCUCUGGGAGGUUUGUGUAAUCUCGCAAAGAGUCAGUCAUGUCAUCCUGUAGAAGUAAAAGGGAAGUCAGAUUAAUGAUUUACAGUUAGCACAUUCCUUAGAGUAUUUUUGCAACCAUUCACUUCAAACAAUAGACAAAAGCACUGGGUUAUGAAAGCUUUGCACAUGUUGUGUGUUUAAGUGUUAAAAUUGUACUAUUUAAUUUUUUUUAUUUAUUUGGAAUACCUGGUCUCAUAGAUUAGUAUUGGUGCUGUAUAAUGAUAGACAAAAGAAAAGCAAUUAGCAAAAAAAAAAAGAUCAGAUCACAAUUUGAUUUUUUCAACGUGAACUUGAUCUCCAUCUCCACAAAUGUAUGCAAUGGCUUCUCUUUAUUUUUUUGUUAUGUGACUAGCCAAAAACCAAACAACUUUUUAAAAUAAAUAAUUCUAACCAUC